Messenger RNA from Penicillium verrucosum, 555 nucleotides. RefSeq lists its product as uncharacterized. The record is from RefSeq and is a predicted model, not a curated record. NCBI's taxonomy places the organism in Eukaryota, Fungi, Ascomycota, Eurotiomycetes, Eurotiales, Aspergillaceae. Bases 1 to 555 code for a protein of 184 amino acids. The transcript is spliced from 3 exons.
AUGCUGUCCAUGACCAUGUUCAUUCUCGCUUCGGCUGCCACUCUAGUCAACAGCCAAUUUGACCCGAAGUCAGUUCCCUAUGCUACAAGAGAGGCCUGGUGUAACUCCCAAACAUCUGCGUGUCCCAUCCUCUGCCUACAACUCCCAGGAGCUUCAGGUACACCAACGUCAAACACCUGCUCACCUGACACACUACUCUACUACUGCCUAUGCAGCAACAAUGUAACCCCCAACGCCAGCGAAUAUUCCCAAACAAUCCCCUACUACACCUGUACGGAAACCAACAGUCAAUGUGUUCUGAAAUGCAACGGUGACUCCACUUGCCAGAAUGACUGCAGAGUAAAGAACCCCUGUGGAGCGCAGGAUCCAAAGCGUGUUAAUGUGACUACUACCGCCAAAGCUACUACUGCUACUGCAUCAGAGACCCCUGUCAAUACUCUUGUCAAUGGGGCUACUGCUGCUGCUCCGCGCAUGGCCUCGGUUGAUAUGGGUCAUGUCUAUGGACUUUGUGUUUUGGUUGGUGGGUUUGUUGCCGGCUUUGCUACUCUCUUGUAG